Oryzias latipes (Japanese medaka) is the source of this 4255-nucleotide messenger RNA. NCBI's taxonomy places the organism in Eukaryota, Metazoa, Chordata, Actinopteri, Beloniformes, Adrianichthyidae. The record is from RefSeq and is a predicted model, not a curated record.
CGUUGAAGCCGGCUGCUGCUGUCCUCCCUGUGGAGGAGAACCUGCGCACGUUCACUGCGGACUGGCUGCGUUGACCGCGCGCUCGUUUCUUUGCGACACAAACCUGCUGCCAUGGCCAAAAUGGUCACAUCGCCGAGCGCAACGACAGCUGAAAAGAUGCCUCAACCAUCCAUCACUCUUCUCCCUGACAAGAAAUCUCCAACAAACGGCCACAGCUCUCCAGCUCGGACAGGAAGGAGUAUUCUUCCUUGGCCUGAAACCUUUUGCAACCCAAAGCAUUUCAGAGACAGCUUAGCUUUCCCUCUGCUGGUGAGAAAGAAGCACUGCACCUUCCAACCAUGCGGACUGUGCUUUCUCCAUCCUGCAGCUCCUUCAAACUCAGACAAGAAGCCCCACAUGAACGGAUACGCAUCCCCCUCCCACUUAGCAACUAACGGGAACAGCCACGGUGGCAAACAAGGUGUGGAGGGUUACAUGAAGACGGAUGACAGGAUGCGUUUAGCCAAAGAGAGGCGUGAAGAGCGGGAAAGAAGCCUGGUGGCAAGGGAACAGUUGAUCAGGGAGAAGGAACGGCGAGCUCGGCUGCAGUACGAGCGCACUGUGGAGGAGCGCUGGAGGCGUCUGGAGGAGCAGCGGCAGAAAGAGGAGCAGCGCAGAGCUGCAGUGGAGGAGAAGAGGAGGCAGCAGCUGGAGGAAGAGAGGGAGCGACUUGAAGCCUUGAUGAGACGCUCUUUGGAGAGAAGCCUACAGCUGGAGCAGAGAACAAAACGCUGGAACAGGGGCUGCCCUCCAGGAGCAGGUGACUGUGAGAAUGCCCCACUCCCCUUCUCCGCUGCCUCCGCCUUUUCCCAUGGCAUUGCCUCCCCCCUUCCUGCUGCCAGCGAAUCUGCUCCCUGCAGCCCGCACAGGUCACCUCUCUGCAACUCACUUAACCAUGCAGACCACUACAGAACUGGAGUUCAGGGAGGCUCUCAGUCCACCCCAAACACUCCCAAGAAAGAGCGCCUGCGCAGAGAUCAGAGAACUGCUUCCCCCGGUUGUGGGUCCCCUGUGCGGAGAUCUGAGUCCCCUGCUUGUGUCCCAAAGCAUUUGAAUUCUCCCACUACCUCAAGGUUGGCAUAUAAGGCACGCACCCAGUCUCCAGGCAGCCCCCAACACUACCACCGCUCUCCAACGAGACACUGGACCAACCCGUCAGCUGAAGAUCGGAGGGAGGACAGUAAAGAAAGAAAGGGUGGAAAGUGCAAAGCAGAGAAAAACAACACCGACGUCAACAGCUCAAACCCAUCUUUCCAAGCGGAGAAAAAUGGCAGCUCUGAAACCACAAAAUGCAAGUCUGGCAAAAGUGAACAGUGUGACAAGAACUUCACUGUGGACAAGAGUCAAUCUCCUGACAGAAGAAACCAGACGGCCAUAAAAGUGGACUCCUCUGGGAACAAGGGUGAUGACAAAAACAAAGAUUCUCCACCAGUCACUCCCACAGGGAAGUUGGCUGGCACAACGGAUGCAGAGGAGGCCACCAGGCUGCUCGCAGAGCGCAGGCGUCAAGCUCGAGCCCAAAAAGAAGUGGAGGAGAAACAACGGAAAAAAGAGGAAGAAGAGAGAUUGAUGGAGGAAAAGCAGAAGAAGCUUCUCGCCCUGGAGCAGCAGCGGGAGGCGAAGGCUCAUCCAACAGAAGAGAGAAGGAACAACGUGAAAGAAUCAACCGGACAGAAAAAAGAGGAGAACACAAAAAAAGUGGAGCAGCAAAAAGAGCUAAAGAUCCAGGAGGACACAGAGAUGGACAAAGUCAAGCCCCAGCCGCGAGGAGGUGGGGAGCGUCAGCAGCAAGACACAGAGCUGCUCACACAAGAGGAGAAGCAGAGGCAACUCAGAAAAAAGAGAAUUGAGGAAAUCAUGAAGAGAACACGGAAAGGUGAAGCUGACACGAAGGAGGAGCAGGUGGAGACAAAGUCCGUCUCACCGCCAGGGGACAUAAAACCUAAUGCUGAGGUGAUCAAACAAGAGAGCGUAAAGGUUGAGUUUCAGGUUCAGGUUGAAACAAAACGGGGUUCUCCUCUGAAGAGAGAUGCAGCAGUGCUCAUGGGGGGUAAAGAGGAGAAGGUUCAUCACGUGACUCCUGAAAAGAGGCCAGGCAAACAGCAGGGAGAACAUGGCUGGCAGUUUGGGAGAGAAACCUCUCCAGCUGGUGCUGUAAAGCAGCAGGUGGACCUGAAUGAAAACAAGCAGCUCAGAGAAAAUGUAAAGCGUAAAGAGCCUGUGAAGGCGGUCGCAGGGGCCAAUGCCAACCACAGUGAGGAUGGUACCUCUGUGGGCAACCAUCUUGGAGGCAAACAGCAAAGCUUAAAUGCACAGGCAUCAGCUGUGGGGAAAGUUAAAGCAGGGAACAAGGUGGAGGUGGUCAAACCCUCUGAGAAGCCAGUGGAACGCUUAUCCCCUCCAGUUAUCAAGCUGGAGCCUCUGGAUGUAAAGCGCUCCGGCUCCAGUGAUGAGGUGCAGUCAAUGGACGUUAGUCCAGCUUCAAAGGAAGAACUGAUCUCAAUCCCAGAGUUCUCGCCCAUAACCGAAAUGCAGAACAUUGUCCUGAACGACAACCGAGGUCUGGAGGAACUCAUGGACCUGACAGGAAGUGCCACGUACCCCAAACAGUCCUCGGACAGCAGCAUUGGCGACUGCAACAAGAACCUGAUAGAGGGUGUUGUCAGUCCCAUGUCGGACUCUUCAAAGCACCUGGUGGUGAAGCCCCCGUCUCCGAAUACUCUCAGCAUCCAGUAGCUCAGCACCCCCAUUUUUGCUACUUAACUUGUCUGUUUUUCUUGUUCACAUCUGCACACAGACACACAGGGACAUUGCGUCUAUGUCAGUAUGUCCUUGUCUCUACACUUACAGGAAUAAAGCCAUAGACAUGGAACUAAAAAGAAAUAAUCAAAACAUCUCACAUAUACUAACUAAUCCUUUAGUGUGAAAUAAUGGAUCAAAUGUAUGAAAGGACAGGAAAAGACAAAUAUAUAUAAUAACAUUAAGAUCACUUAGUGCAAUGGAAAAAUACAAAAAGAAAAACAUAUUUAAUGAUGAUGAUGAUUUGCAUUUGCCUGAUUAAAAAAUAUUGUAUAUCAUUUCCAGGGUUAGCUUUAUUCUAGAAUGUGUAAGCAAACACAUAUUUAGAGCUUACAAAUCAAAAACAUCCUAAGAUGCAGCUGAACGUAAACGUAUUUCUCACUGAUAGGUUAACUGAGGUUAAUAUUGUUGUUUAUUUUUGAAAGAUGUUGUUUUUUGUUCAGAUGUGCAUCAACAGGGGAUUUAAAUAAAAAAAAACUAAUUUAAUCUGUCUGAAAGCAAAACACAGCUAAACUGACAACACAACAGGAACACUUCAAAACCAUGAGACAUUUUGAGAUUAUUUUUUUCUGUUUUUUUCCUGAAGUGACAUACGUGCAUGUGCAGGAAUGAGUUUGCAACUAUUAACCUGGAUUUAAGCACUUCUUUAACAGUGCAUCAUCACAUUUGUAGAACAUAGCAAAUCUGAUCUUUAGAACCAUUUGCAAAUAAACUCAAACAUGUUAAAAUCAUGUUGAAAUCAAUUUCAGCACAUUCUAAUUAUAAGGAUUGUGUGGCUCACGGUGAUCCAAAUGCUUUGCAGCUGAAAAAUUGAAAAAUGACAAAGCUGUUUGUGCACCCUGAAAAACUGUUUUGCAGGUGGAGACAAUAUAAGACUAGUCCAACUUUUCUUUCCAGCUAGAAUUAUCUUACGUAAGUCAGAAAAUAAUAUAAAAUUAUCCAAUCACUGCCUGUGAAUAAGCAAUUAAACAGAUUAGCUUUAUGAGGAAUGGAUCAUAUUUGUCUUUAUUAUUAUAUAGCCAUGGAGAUGGUUGUUUAUGUGGCGUUAAAUUUUUUAAUUUUAUUUUUUUAAGAGAAACUAACUUGCUUUGGACAAAUAAAUCCCUUUGAAUCGAACUGAAUCAAUACAUGAGAGUUUAAAGGAACCAAGGAGAGGAUAGAAAUGUUAAAUAAAGACCUGCAUCCUGCUUUGUAUUAAGUAAACCUGAUUUAACAAGGACAAUAGAAUUUUAGAUUAAAAAAGAAUGUAAACGCUUUACACAAGUGGUUCUAGAUGUUUGUGUCUGCUCAUCAAACACAAUUAAACUGUGUCACAGUCAUCAAAUGUCUUCAAGUACUGCAAACACUGUAAACUGUAUGCUUGGGCAUGGUCAUUACUUCAUGAUCUAAGUCAAUAAAAAGGAAAACUAAAAAUGUG